AUGGGCUUCUGGCCCUUCUCAAGCGACACCCGCGGCGACGCCAUCCGCUCCGGCGCCGCCAUCCCCAACCGUCAGGAGCGCAAGGCCUGCUGGGCCGCCCGCGACGCCUACUUUGCCUGCCUCGACGCAAACAACAUCAUCGACGCCACCAAGGAUGCCUCGGCCGCCAAGAAGGCCUGCCCCGCCCAGAACGACGACUUUGAGCGGGACUGCGCUGCGGCUUGGGUAAAGUACUUUAAGCAGUGGCGCGUCGCCGACAUUCAGAAGAAGAGGAGGCUCGACGAGCUGAGGGCUCAGGGCGCGCAGGAGAUGACUGUUACUACGAGCUUUGCUCCCGAGGGUGGCGUUGGUGAGAAGGGCAAGGGUGUCGAGGAUAUCCAGGAUAUGUUGGACAGGAAGAAGGGGAGGUAA
Fusarium keratoplasticum is the source of this 411-nucleotide messenger RNA. RefSeq lists its product as uncharacterized. NCBI's taxonomy places the organism in Eukaryota, Fungi, Ascomycota, Sordariomycetes, Hypocreales, Nectriaceae. The transcript has a single exon. Bases 1 to 411 code for a protein of 136 amino acids. Gene Ontology annotation, biological process: mitochondrial respiratory chain complex IV assembly. The record is from RefSeq and is a predicted model, not a curated record. Gene Ontology annotation, cellular component: mitochondrial intermembrane space; mitochondrion; respiratory chain complex IV.